AGUUUUAUCUACUUUUGAAUUUCGUUGAAUUUUGAUUCGAUCUCUUUAAUUAUCAAUAGGCUUAAUUAAAUUUUCUUUAGUGAAAUAUCAAUCCAAAAACUCUCAAAAUCAGUUUAAAGUAACAUUUUUGCGUAAAUUUGAUCUAUCAAGGAAGAUUGAAAAUUAUGAAUUAUGCUGUUCGACGACCAGUGUGAAUAAGCUAUUUCCAGCUUGGUUAGGAAACUUGGGUUCCAGAAACUGCUUCUGUUAGGCUGAAUCUUUUCGAUUUUUGUGUUGAUAUUGUCUAUUCAAGCUGCUAAAAUGAAUAUCGAUGAAUUACCUGAUGACUGCUUAUUGUGUAUUUUCAAUCAUUUCGAGGAAUUUCAAACUCUUCUGAAUGUCUCUGAAGUUUGUGAAAGAUGGAGAGGUUUGGUUCUUGAAAGACUACGCAAAGUUCAAUAUUUAACAGAUGAUGACGAGCUCCUAGGCCAUCCAACUGGAAAUGCCAUAGUCUUUGAAAACAAUGAACAACUUGAGGGAUUUAAACUAUCAAAAUGGUUUCCUAAUCUUAAGAUUCUAGAUGUUCACGAGGAUCUUGAUGUGAAUAUUGUCGCAAAUUUAAGAGUCAAAGGACUGAUAUUGAAAUUUUACGCACAUUUGGAAGUUUUGGAUAAUAUCACUUUUAAUAAUCCAUCACUUGAAAUGUUAUCGAUUUCACGCUUCUGUAGUUUUUUCGCCAACGAUAUCCAAGGACCAAUGCUGAAACAAUUAUGCAUAACCGACUGUAAUGUUACAGAUUUUGCAUUUCAUGCAGAAUAUUUUCCAAAUCUGGAGAGACUUCGUAUUGAUGCAAUCGCUUGCAACCAUGACGAUAUCUCAAUUACUCCUAGACCUGUUCUUAAAAAGCUAGAGAUAUUGGAAAUAUGCAACGACGAAGCUUAUCGGCGUGGUUCAUAUCGUGGGUUCAGACUUGCAGACUUUUGUCCAGCUUUGAAAAGUGCCUUUCAUUAUUUGCGAAAUAGGGGUACGAUUGGCAUUGAAAGUGAGACCGAAAAUCAUUUCUUAGAAGAUUUGGUUCUUGAGUUUGAGAAACGUCAGUUGUGGUCAGAUUUAAGAGAAAUUUUGAAAAAAUAUCCAAAUUUAAAACAUUUGGCUAUUAGAGGAGGCGAUGCAAUAUCUGAUGAAAAUAUUCCUGAACUUUUGGAGCUACUUCCUCGCUUAGUUCUUAUUGAUAUCAGAGAAUCGGAAAAAGUUACCGAAAAGUCAACUAAAUAUAUUGAUUGGUACUGUGAACAUCAUAAUCGUUCAAUUUCAUUCUAUUGCCAAGCUGACGAAACUGAAAUAACGAAGAAAUGGCCUCAUUUAUCCACCAAACGCGUUUCUAUUGGUCGAGGAUUUGAUUUCAUGAAAAACUGUUUCUUGAAGAAUCACUCAGAUUUACCUUAUUUACUGGAUCCUGUUGAAUAAAAACAAUCUAUUAUUAUAUUGACGGGAUAUUGAGUCACCAAAUAAAUUGUUUUUUGCGUUUCAGUAUUAGAUAGCGAGUGUUUUUUAAAAUAAUGAAU
Molecule: messenger RNA, 1544 nt
Organism: Tetranychus urticae (two-spotted spider mite)
Lineage: Eukaryota; Metazoa; Arthropoda; Arachnida; Trombidiformes; Tetranychidae
Source: RefSeq, a predicted model, not a curated record